UUGUUUCGGCCGAUGUUGGAUGGUUUCUAAGUAUUUAAACCCGACACAACGUGAUCGCAUUACUAUAUCGACUGCUAUCGAAAAGGGACAGUUAUUUCUUCUUUCAAAAUAUAACGUAACAUGAAUACCGCUCUAUUAUCAACUAUAAACGAACAAUGAUUUAUGCUUUUAUACUGAGCUUAUAAAAGAAUAAUUUCUUCUUUCUGUCUUUUCAAUGUUUGUCUACGCAUCUUUUCAAUUUUGCAUAAUAGCCGCUUGGAGAAAUUACCAACAAAAAAUCUUAAAGCAUGUAUUUAAUUGAAUCUGCGUAAGAUUCUUUUGUAUUAUUAUUAUUUAUUAUAAUAUACGGUGCGUGUAUUUAUUUAUUUUUCGUUAUGAGGGAAUAUUUUUCUUGAAUCGGAUUUACUAUGAAGAAUGGAUGGAUAGAUAUAUAUCUUUCACUUACAGUGAUUGUCCUCGGCAUUGGUAGUGUAAUCGGAGCGUGUACAUUUCCCGCGGAGUUACGAGGUAACUGGAUAAGUUCAGACAAGGGUACUCUUAACUUCACCUCGGACACAAUCUGGAACUAUCCAUUUCCGGUCACUGUAAAUGUUCAAGAAACAGAUUUUGUGUGUGAGGAGAAGAGUGGUGACAUAUACAUGCUGAAAUCUCAGAGAACCUUUGUUCUGUUUGGUUACAACUUCUUCGCUUAUAUUUGUCUAGAUCUUCAUCCAAUAUCGAGUUACAAGUAUUGGUACCAUGUAGCUAACAGCAUCGAACCAUCAACUCAUCUGAGAGUAUAUGUCGCCCUGGAAUCUUUUACUGCUGAUAUAGCCACAGCAUGUAACAGAGAUGUACCGUACGAAACCUCAACAUACAACACAUUAGUGAAGGAAGGUGCAUUACAAGAUGGGCUUGUUGAGGCAACAUGUCCAUUUGAAAUAUUUCAUACGUUUUCGGAUGGAACCUUGGCGUCAUCAGAUGGUACGAAAUCAUGUACUAAUACAACGCUGGACGUAUGCACAGACAGAACACAGAUGCGGUUAACCUACGAUCAGUCAUGUGAUGCCUCACUUAAAAUCUCUGGUGAAGGAAUGAAUAUUUGUUUGUUGGAACAGACUAAUGACACUUCCGGUGUGACGUAUUUGCACGUGUGGAACAAUGACACAACAUUGUCUGCCGACAUCAUGCGGAUAAACUGUUAUGCAUUUGAGAAGUCAGGAAACGUUUUGACAGCAACGUUAUAUCCGGGAGCUUGUCUACCUGAACAAACAUCAACGGAAGUGUCUGACCCGGGUAUAAACGUCCAGUACAACACUAUCACAAGAACAUGCCGUAAGUAUAAAGACGAAUUUUCAGAAGAUACGGUUGAAAGUGGGCCUCAAACUUUGUACUACGUUGCAAUAAUUUUAGGUGCUUUUGCGUUUAUCAUCUUACUUGUUCUUAUUAUCUGCAUAAUUUGUAAGACAAAGUGUCGCUGUUUAACAAAACUGUGCAGAAAGUCAAAAAUAGGCCACUCCGAAUCAUCUUUGACGUCAUCAAUAGAAGACGGCAUGGAACCAUAUUUGCGCGCUGCGAGGCGUAUUAAUCAAUCACCGGGCGUGUUUGUUGCUAGGAAACCCAUUAAGCUUGGACCAAUCAUAGAACCAUAUCUGGAACCGCCACCGAAGGUGGAGCUAUUAUAUGACGUAGAACCAAGACCAACCAGUAGCAGACUGAUGUUUAGGACAUCUGUUUUUCUUAGCCAGCUUAGUUUGAGAUAUAAAGAAGAGGAAACUAAUGUAAACAACAGCAGUAAUAAAAAAACUGAUAAUACAGUUUCCGUUUUAGAUAUAUGAAAUGUUCAUUAAAUAUUAUAUAUCAUUUUACUAUUGAAUAAACCCAAUACACAAAGCAUAUAAUCCUUUGACUAUUUUGUCUUUGUACAUGACUGCUUAUUGCAGCUAACCCAAUUUCCCGAUGUCGUGAAUUUCAUCCCUGGAAAAAUUCAAAAUUUCGAUAUGUAUGGAGGGACUAUGUUAUUAAAAGCUUUGUAAAUAAGAAUUCCAGUAGGAAAAUACAUCGUUCGUUGGAUGACAUCCAUCCAAUGUCUUUCAGUAUAUUUUGAAUCUUUUAUUCGAGAUGUUUGGUUAACAUAAUCCUUGCAUGCCUUAUUUGUAUUUUAACUAUUUUAUUGCACAAUCCUCUGCAAUUCAUACAUGCAAGCAGAAAUAUCGCCUCCAUCACGACACAUAAUAAAAGGUGAGCUUCUUCAAAGUUUUAAUUCGUUUAGCUAAUGUUUUAAUACUUAAAUAAAAAUUAAUUUUACGGGUCCGGGCUUCA
Molecule: messenger RNA, 2301 nt
Organism: Ruditapes philippinarum (Manila clam)
Lineage: Eukaryota; Metazoa; Mollusca; Bivalvia; Venerida; Veneridae
Exons: 9
Coding region: 408-1817 (469 amino acids)
Source: RefSeq, a predicted model, not a curated record